CAUUAGUAUUGGUUUCGACCAUAUCCAUGCAUUAUUGCCCCGCCCACUCUUAACUGGUUGGCCAGCGAGCUGUCCGUCUUGUAGUUGGACGGCAGCUCCGUGCUGUGAUUGGCUGCGCCGUGACUCAUUCUGUGUGACUGUAGACCGGUUUGCUGUAGUGGAUUCUCGGCCACGGAAGGAAAAUGGCGUUCAGUCAGGGAACAAAGAAGAAAGUGUGCUAUUACUAUGACGGUGAGUGGGGUAACCCGGCGGGUCGGGGCGGACGGGGUUGUUGCCGGGCCGGGCGGCGGGUGUGCUGGGAGCGGGAGUGGAUCGCGGAGCAGACACUGGGCGGGGUGACCGGGGGGAGGUCAUUACACGAUGCGGGAACUGGCGGGGAAUCUCCCACUGGGAUGGACCGGGCGGCACCGGGCACAAUGGCUGCUCGGCCGGGUCACAGCAUGCGGGAUACACUCCGCAACCCGCCCGGGCCUUAUUCACUAAACCACCAGCACCACUGCAUUCACUGCCGGGGCCAUGUGUGGGCCACAGAGCGAGUGUGGGAUAAUGUGACCAAUUAUAUCGCACACUGCCUCAGCUCAACUAGGGCCACAGCGUGUAUAGUACCUUACUAUUGGAUUUGCUAUUACACCCCCCCCCCCCCUUUUAAAGUCAUUAAUCCAGAUUUAUAUUCAUAUAUAUAUUUGUGUGUGUAUAUAUAUAUAUACACACACACACACACACUUGGUAGCACUCAAAGGACUUCCAAAUGAUAAUAAAAAUAACAAAGUCUUUGUUAAUUCAUGUCCAACAAAAAUUGAAGUUCCCUGUAGGAUCGAAACAUCAGUCUUCAUAAUUUGGCCUUUAUAAUGGUCCUAUAGGGUCGAAACGUUGAUUUUUUAUUUAUUUUUUUGGAUAUGUAUAAGUAAAGUGUGUUUUUUGGGGGGGGGGUUUAAUGGAAGUCCUUUUGAGUGCUGCCAAUUAUGUUAAUCUCUGCAUGGGUUGCACACACCAAAACCUCAUAUAAUAGUACACAUUGAUUUGAUCAAUGCCCAGCCAUAAAUCUAUACACAGACGCACACAAUGUAAUAUUUAAACUAAGGAGUAAACGCUCAAAAAGGUUUGCGACUGGAGGUGGAUCAAAUCCCAGCGCCCUCACAAACCUUACUCCAGGGCCCAUCUACCUUUUAUGCUAGCCUAAAAUGGUUAAAACGCAGAUAAUUACACCGCUUGGUUUCUUAUUCCCUUGUAUCAUUUCCCUGCUAGUCAGUCACUCUUCACUCAUUUUCUAACAAUCAUACCAUAACUUCAGUACCAGGAUCAACUCUGUCUGUAUGCUACAGGAGUUCACGUGUUAUUGCAUUUGUCCUAAAGUAACUGCCAUGAUGAAUUGAUUUUACUGCUAUUGAAUGUGCAUGAUAAAUAUUAUAUUUUUAUGCUCCUCCAACAACAUGAAGCAUUAAUAUGAACAAUAUAAUAUGCCAGUCUGGCAGCCUUACACAUACACUUUGAACCGGUACCUACCAUACCUACAUAGUACACAGCAGCAAUUAGCCAUUAACAUCACCAAAUUCAAAUGUCACCCUAGUCAACUCUAUGGCAACACAGGUGCACCCAUAACACAUCCUAAUGGCAUUCAUAUCAUCGCCCAUUAGUAACCAAGUGGCAAACACAUUGAUCGUUCUCCUCCCAAUCAGUUAUCACAAUUGCUUAUAAGACCCGAUUUUCAAUAAUGUAAUGUCUUUUCCAAAGACAAAUAUGGCAAUAUUAUUGCAUAAACAACCAUUGAUCCCUAGCAUUACCAAUGGCACCCACCACAUGUGGUACACAUAUCACUUACAACACCCAGUCACAUCACAUUUAGGUACAAAUAGCCAAAUUCCACUUCAUUGUUCCCAGGCAGCAAUUGAAAGGAUCUGCUAAGCAACAAACCCACUAGAGCUCAAUGUAAUGCUCAUAAUGUUUAGAGUCUAUAGGCACAUGGUUUAAUGGCAAACUAUUUAGAAAUGUUUUGACAAAAUAAAUGUUAUCCACUGCAUCCAGAGGCUGUCUCCUGAGUUGUGUUGGGAAUAUGCCAUGUAAAUUUGCUCAUGGAUAGCAGUGAUUGGAUGAGUGUGCACGUGGCAAAAAGCUGAUGGGUUCUUGAAGGAUGUGAGCACUGGGCAAUCAGGCCCAAGCGGUUACAUUCAAACUAUAAGUUUAGUAGUUCUGUUGUCUAGAUUCUCUAGAGUACUGUCCCUAUGUUUUAGACUUGUUGGGGAAAGAAAUGUGUUAAACCGCGCCAAAAGAUAAUGUAUAAGAAAAAACAAUGUUUUAAAAAAAAAAACCUAUAUGCAUACACUUAGAGGUCCAAUAUUAUGCUGGUAUAUGGUAACCUCAAAAUAAAACCGAAUAGGAUAAGAUAAUAGUGCAAUAUGUCACAUGAGUUUUAAAACCCAAUAGAAGACUCACUCACACUCUCUAGAGCUACAAAGAGCUCUGCUGAUUAGCUUAUUCCUUGUAUUAGGUAUCCAAUUUUCAACAACCAUGUAGGGAGGAAUCAAAGUAAAAGAAGCAAUGUCACAGUAUAUUGUAAGCAAUAUUAGAUAUAUUUAAAAAAAAAAAAAAAGCAGAUAUCCUAGUUACAAUUUUAUGCUUAUGGUGGUACAAUCCCCAUCUGGGAUGUGCAGGAUUCAGUGCAGUAAAACAGCAGCAGGGUAAAAUAAUAAUAAUAGGGAUUAUUAAAUAGCAGAUAACUGUAUUAAUAAAAAAUGUAGCAUAAAGCUAAAGUGCUCCAGUCCCCACUUGGCAUGUUUCACCCAGAUUGGACUUCUUUAGAAUGUCCACACUUCUGAAGAAGACCAUUCUGGGUGAAACGCGUCAUGUGGCAUGGGAGCCGGCUGCCCGGAGUGGCAGUAAUCUGCCUGCAGCUCCUCUCUGCUCCUUCGCGCUGUUUAAUGAUGCCGGGAGACAGAAUAUGACGUCACUCUGGGAACGCUGCAGGUAGAUUACUGCUCCCUCGUGCUCAGGAAGACAGAGCAGCCCCACUGGACCCUACGGAAAGAACCACUUGGCUCUCCCAAAGGUAGCGAUGCUGGGUGGAUUUCAAUUAAAAUAAAAUAAAAAUCUUCGUUUGUGUCUGUCAGGGAGUGUGUAUCUGUGUCUGUUUAGGUCCAACCUCCAAUUGCGCACACAAGGUGUUUUUACUCGCCUUUCUUCCCAUCCCAUGCCAGUUUCGUCAUGGCUGGUCUUGCCUCCAUGGCUGAAAUAAUCAGUCUUUAUGAUCUCCGUUUAGUAAGGAUAUUGCGCUUGUGCAGAAAAACAAUGUGGCAAUCAGCAUAUCCUCAUAAAGAUGCAUUAAAUCAAUGCAUCUCUAUGGGUAACAUCUAUCAUUUCCAUACAAAGUGUGGCGAUGCAGAACAUAGGUGCUGCACUGACCAAGUACUCUCUAAUGGCCAUCUAAAUGACUGUUACUAGACUUUCUCUGAAAAGGCAGUGUUUGCAUUGAAAGGUCUGCAGGUAUAGGCUAUAGACCCCAGAACUACAUUAAGCUGUAGUGGUUCUGGUGUCUAGAGUGUCCAUUGAAGGGAUUCUGUAGUGCCAGGAGCACAAAGCCUCUUUCCUGGCACUAAAGAUUCCUACAGUGCCCUCUCCUGUAGCACUGAAUCUAGUGCCAGUGUCCUUCAGUGCUUGGUCAAGCUCCGCCCACCACUGUAGGGACAUUGCACACAGACCACUUCAAUGAGCCUAAAUGGUCUGGGUGCCUACAGUGUCCCUUUAAGAAUUGCAUUUUUCUCCUUGAAAAUUAAACCUAAAACUUAUUUUUCAAAAAAACAGGCUCCGAACUUUUUUUAGCUGGCUCCUAGGUUCUUAACAAAUUUGUCAAGUCCUGCACUACAGAAGUUUCCAUGGUAUGAAAAUGUUUUUGCUGUUUGUGUCUUAAAUGGAGGCCUGGUUCCUUUAGAGACAUGACUUUCUUGAUAUUCUAUAUCGUCAUAAGUUGUUGACCAAUUAGAAUACACGUUAAAGCAUACAACCAUGUAAUCUCUAGACACAUCAUUGCAUUUGACUGGUUUUAAAGUUUAUGGCAUUAUCAUGGGCUUUUAUACCUUUCUUUCUUGGUUGGGAAGUGGAAUGGAGCACACAUGCAUAGAUGGCACAAAUAAAUUAUCACUGGUAGGAAUGUUGUCUUAAGAACUAAGACUUUGUUAAAUCUUCUUGGCAAAUAAACCGAUGGUUGAUGGAACGGGUGGGCUAGUCCAUAGCAUCAAUGCCUUCGUCUUGCAGGAACUGCUGACACACUCCAGCCACAUGAGGUCUAGCAUUGUCUUGCAUUAGGGCCAACCGCACCAGCAUAUGGUCUCACAAGGGGUCUGAGGAUCUCAUCUCUGUACCUAAUGGCAGUCAGGCUACCUCUGGCGAGCACAUGGAGGUCCUGCACAGAAGUGUGAUUUAAUUGGAGUUACAUUGUGUUGUUUAAGUGUUCCCUUUUUUUUUUUUUUUUUGAGCAGUAUAUAUUUAAAUACCGAUCAUUUUGCAAUGAUAGUUAAGCAGGCUGCAAAACAUACUCCUAGGUGGUGCUUGUGUAACAUGAGUGCAUAUUGCAUUGGUUAGAAGUAGGGAUCGACUGAUAUAUUUCAGGCCGAUGGCAUAGAACUUGCCGAUAUUCUGUACAUUUACCAUUUUGAAAAAAUAAACUAUUUCUAAAGUUAAAUGCACAAAAUAUACAUGCCACAUGUAGUGGAUGCAGUGUGUUUAGACAGGGGAGCUGUGUUUGUUUGUGUAGUGUGUGUGUAUUUAGUGAAUGCAGGGUGUGUGUGUGUGUGUAUUUAGUGAAUGUAGAGUGUGUGUGUGUAUUUAGUGAAUGCAGGGUGUGUUUCUGAAGGGAUGGAUUUUUUUUUUGUAAAAUAUUUGUUUUUAUUAUUCUCUCCCUCCCCUGCUUGUUACUUAGGCCAGGGAGGGGGGAUAUGUCAUUCCCCGGUGGUCCAGUGGCAUGUAUUGAGCAGUGGGAGGGCCGGCAGCAAGCGCUUACUUACCUUUACUUCAGCUCCCUGUGUAAAUCUCGUGGUCUGUGUGCCGUGCUGAGCGUUGCCAUGGUAACCCGUGGUAACACUCUGCGGCCGCGGGACUCACAAGAUUUACAAAGGGAGCUGCUGGGAAUGUAAGUAAGCGCCUGCUGCCCCCUCCCCUCCACCCCUCUCUAUUGGCCGAAAAUACCGAAUAUCGGUAAAACAGAUAAUCGGUCGAUCCCUAGUUAGAAGGAAAACUUACUCAGUGGUAGAAUCUCCUUUUUGAUUUAAAAAAAAGUGUCAAGCAUGGCUGGUUUUUUUGUUUUUGUUUUUUCAAAGUGUGUAUGUGUGUAUGUAUAUAUGUAUGUGUGUAUGUAUAGAAUAGCUUGCACUCACGGUCUUUAAGUUGAAAAAAAUCGCUUUAUUCAAAGCAUAUCAUAUAAUCAUCACAGGUGCGAUGAUUAUAUGAUAUGCUUUGAAUAAAGCGAUUUUUUUUUUUUCAACUUAAAGACCGUGAGUGCAAGCUAUUCUAUACAUGUGUACAUUAUUUGGCUUUUGGCUUAAAGCACCCGGCCCUUACAUAUUGAAUACAGCCUGAGUGCAAGGAUAUCAGCUUUUUUUAUAUAUAUUGAUUGGCAGGUAGACUUUAUCAAUGGUUACAAUAAAUUGCACAUGCUACUGCCACAAAAAAAUCCACACACACAAAACACACUGAUGUAUUUAUUAAUACAAAACACACUGAUGUAUUUAUUAAACCUCGUUGUCAAUGUAUAUAUAUUACACACAAAACCAAGAGGGCUGCGCUCACCUAAACAUGCAUACAUUAUAGGGUGCUGCUGGGGCCAAAAUAUACAGAAUCCAGUGCACUUGCUUAUUCACUAAACAAUGCUUUCAAAAUCUUAGAGAUUGUAAUAGUUUUUUAUUUAAAAACACCUCACCUAGGCAAAAAAAUAAUGGGGGUUUAGUUACAUUAUAUGAUCAUAUAUUGCAUAAGCCUGCCACAACGUCAAUGUACCCCAUUCUUGGCAGGUCCUACUCUAGCAGCCUAAUGCUUGCCCUUAUGAUAUUUGUAUGUGUGUAUGUAUGUGUGUGUGUGUGUGUGUGUAUAUAUAUAUAUAUAUAUAUAUAUAUAUAUAUAUAUAUAUAUAUAUAUAUAUAUAUAUAUAUAUAUAUAUAUAUAUAUAUAUAUUACACACUCUAUACUUUUAUAUGCAAAAAAAACCAUUUUAAUGAGCUCUAUUUAUUGCAGGUGAUGUAGGAAACUAUUAUUAUGGACAGGGACAUCCCAUGAAACCACAUAGAAUCCGUAUGACGCACAACUUACUUCUUAACUAUGGCCUGUACCGCAAAAUGGAGAUCUACGUAAGUAAAGGGACAGGGGAAAUAAUAUACUUCAUGUAAGAACCUUAUAAGUUGGAAUUUCAUUCUACUGACAUUUGUAAAAGAUUUCACUGGCAUUGGUUGUCUGAAUGGACAUAUAUAGGCCACUGUUUUUGUUCUCAUCAUGCUUGUGAAUCUACCAAUGAUGGAAAUUCUGCCAAGAAUUACGAAGAAAACAUGAGGUCAAAUGCAGCCAUUACAAGCUAGGGGGUGGCACACUUAACUUUUUUGUUUUUUGCCACAAGUGCAUGGAUUGUUUUGUUUGUAUCUAUGGCACACACAUUGCCUAUAUGGCACACAUAGUAAAUGGAAAUAUACGGAGUUCAUUUUAAAUGUUUAGAUUGGUAUUUUCAGUGAAGAUUUUAGAGUUGCAUAAAAAAAAAAAUACUAGGUGUUAUGCACCUAAUGCAUUGACACAUUUUAGCAGGUGUACAAAUAUGUAAUUUAUUACACUUCUCUAUGCCACUGACUUAGGGAAAACACAAAUGAAUGUCCAUCCUCUAUUGUUUUCAACAUUGGGUAAAUGCUUGGUAUGUAGCAAAUAUAGCUAUUUUUGAAAGUUUCAGUAAGCAUUUGAAGGUUGACUAUGUGACUGUUCAGUGUUCACCAUAGAUGCAAAGGAAGCCAGCUUCAUGUACUUUUUAUAUUCUAUUUGUACAUUCAUAUGAUUUUUACAGCACAAUGUAUACAUUUUAAAUGAUUACUCCAUGCCACCCAUUAACACUUUAUUUUUAUUUAUUUUUUUCAAGUGGUACUUGAUGUCUGCAUGUGUAGUGUUUCUGUAGGAACUCCUCUUUUGGCAUUGUCACAAGCCAGCCCAGAAGGGAUGGGAAGGGAUGGCAGUGUUUUUUUAUAUUUAAACUUAGUCAAAAUAAAUAACUUUGACAUUUGAAUUGGCUGGUUAACAUUAUUCACUAAUAACAAACAUCUGUACCCUUACCACAGAGACCUCACAAAGCAAAUGCAGAAGAGAUGACAAAAUAUCACAGUGAUGAUUACAUCAAAUUUCUACGUUCAAUCCGGCCAGACAACAUGUCAGAAUACAGCAAGCAGAUGCAAAGAUGUGAGUAUAGAUGGAUAACGUUUAUGAUUCUUCAGUAUGUGUUGGAAAGUUAAGUCUGCCUGAAAGCGAAAAAGCUAUAGAUUCCUAUUUACACAUGUUUCUUUCCUCAGUUAAUGUUGGAGAGGACUGUCCUGUAUUUGACGGCUUAUUUGAAUUCUGCCAAUUGUCAGCAGGGGGCUCUGUGGGUGAGUAUCUGUUCAGUGAAAUUUUUUGCCUAAAUCAAAGUUUUAUUAUGUUGGUCUGAUAGAUUUGGAAACUUACACACACAAAAUUAUUUGUAAUAUUUUUUGUUUUUUACAUUUGUUCUUUAAUUUAUUCUGCCUUUAAACAUGUAGGGCCUUGAUUACCCUCAACCUUCACAUAGCUUUAUUGCUAUAUUGUUCAUCAUAAAUGUAAAAUUGGUCUAUUUGACACCCCUGUUAUCCUUCUGUGCAAUAUUUACUGGUAGGGAAUGAGCAGCUAUUCCCUGCUAUCUGAGGGACAUCUUAAUUCCCUUUUUUACAUCAAAAUAAUUUCUUCAUCCUUCAUAAAUUCAAAAGACACUGCUCUGCAUUUGAGAUCCAAUAUUUGCCUGUUAUGGGGGAAAAAAUAUUUGGAGGCCGAGUCCUCUCAUGUAUUCUAACAUAUUUAAUUUCUUAUGUUUGCAGCAAGUUCUGUUAAACUGAACAAACAGCAGACAGACAUUGCAGUGAACUGGGCAGGUGGCCUUCACCAUGCCAAGAAAUCAGAAGCUUCUGGAUUCUGUUAUGUGAAUGACAUUGUCCUUGCUAUCCUGGAACUGCUGAAGUAUGUAUAUACCAUGUAUUUUCCAGCCUUUGCUGUGACACAACAUUCAUUUGUCCUAGUUUCUUUCUUUUCUAAUGUCCUUGUUUACCUCUCUUACAGGUAUCACCAACGGGUUCUGUAUAUUGAUAUCGACAUUCACCAUGGUGAUGGCGUUGAGGAAGCAUUCUACACAACUGACAGAGUCAUGACGGUCUCUUUUCACAAGUAUGGCGAAUAUUUUCCUGGCACUGGAGACCUGAGGGUGAGUAAGAUUUUGGGGUGUUGAAAGGAAAUCUAAUUUUGAUUCAUAAUAUACAAAAUGAUUUUGUAGAUUUUUAUUUUUAUUUUUUCUUCUUUGCAUUCAGUAUAUUGAUACAUUUACAAAAAGUAUCAGUAGCAUGUUACUUGGUUUUUGAGGGGACUCUGAGCCCAGAAAAGAAUCAAAAUCCCUUUCCAAUGGGAAAUAAAAUUAUCCCUCCUACUUUAAAUUGUCAUUGUAACCUUUUUUUAUUCUGUUUCUGACGUUAUUUUAAUUUAUUUUAAACUGUAAGAAAUUCCUGGUUAGGCUCAAAUUAUUGUUUUUAUAGUGAUAUGUUUCUUCUCAUUCUUCUGUCUUUAGGAUAUAGGAGCUGGGAAGGGAAAAUACUAUGCAGUAAACUACCCCUUAAGGGAUGGAAUUGAUGAUGAAUCCUACGAAGCCAUAUUUAAACCGGUAAGUUCCCUUCAGUACGGAAAGAAUGUGAAGUGCUCUGUUGUACACGUCUCAUAAAAGUUUUUGUUUGGCAGGUGAUGUCAAAAGUAAUGGAGAUGUAUCAGCCCAGUGCCGUGGUUCUGCAGUGUGGGGCUGACUCCUUAUCUGGUGACAGACUUGGCUGCUUCAAUUUGACCAUCAAAGGUAAAUUACAGGGAACUGCUUGUAUAUUGAUUAUGGGAAAGUAGGCAUGGUGGGUCUAUUAACUAAACGGUGAUUUGAGAAUUGACUUGACAUAUGUGACAAAUUCUCAGUACAAAAGAGCCCUUUCUCAAGUCCACACACAGGUAAAUAUGAGAGCACUGCAUAGUCUGUAUACUAUGCUAAGUAUGUUAUUCCUGGUCUGUUUAUUUUCAAGCUGAAAAGAACUGUAACAAGGGGAAACUCCUUCUCAUGCUCUAACUUUUUUUUUUUUUUUUAAAGUCUUUAAACGAUUUAACCCAAUUUGUUUAUCUGCCCUCUAUAUUCUCUCUGUGCCAUUUUAUUUACAGCAUAUUUUAAUUUCUCUUGACUAAUUUUCCUGAAAGCAAUAAUCACUAUGUAUUGGUUAAUUCCCCUUUCUCAUGGUGAUACUGUCUUAUUACAGUGUUAAAAGGAAAUUUAUUUUUUUAUAAUGGUGUUCUAAAAGCGUUCUAUUCUAAGAUUUUCUCAUGAGCCUUAAUUUAUUCUUAGGUCAUGCCAAGUGUGUGGAAUUCAUCAAGACCUUCAACCUUCCUCUGCUAAUGUUGGGUGGGGGAGGUUAUACAAUCCGAAAUGUGGCUCGUUGUUGGACGUAUGAAACCGCUGUGGCAUUGGAUACAGAGAUCCCCAAUGGUGAGUCUACCCCUAUAUCUCUCCUAAUUUGAUAAGUAGACCUAAUACAAAGUCACUUGUGUAAGACUUGAAGUUAAAGUUCUCUGUAGUGUAUUGUGCAGAUGGUCUUUUUAUUUAUUUUUAUUUUUUUUAAGCAGAGCAAAACCACUUUUUCAUUUGAGGAUAAGGUAGUAAACUAAACUGAGAUUGAGCUAAUAAUGUAGUGCCACAAAAGACACUUCAAUUUUCAAUUAAUAACUUCCAUGCUUUCUUCCAAACUGCUCUUUGUCUGGAUACUCAAAUUCCUGAUCACACAUCUUGGUAAAUUAUCAGUAAAAUAUGCUUCAAAUCGUUCUUCCUCAAAUACUUGGACUGUUAUAAUCACAUUAGAGUCUUUUAGCAUUCAUAUAUCAAUUGUUUAAUUUUGUGCUUUACCUUUUUUUUUGUUCUUAGAACUGCCAUAUAAUGAUUACUUUGAAUACUUUGGACCAGACUUCAAGUUACACAUCAGUCCAUCAAAUAUGACCAACCAGAAUACGAACGAAUAUCUAGAAAAGAUCAAGUAAGUAUAUGGAGAUGGGAGCUGCUGAUUAAAUUUUAGUGCCAGCUGUAAAUCUGUUGUGGGCUCAGACUCAUCGUGUUUCUUUGUCUUUCAGGCAACGUUUGUUUGAGAACUUGCGCAUGCUCCCACAUGCACCUGGAGUCCAGAUGCAGGCAAUCCCUGAGGAUUCUGUACAUGAUGACAGUGGAGAUGAGGAUGACGAUGACCCUGAUAAACGAAUUUCCAGUAAGAAACAAUCCAUGGGGUAGAGCAAAGACGUGUGCUUGCAGCCUGGUACCAUACAAGUUACUUACUUAUUCUUUUGUCUUUUCAGUUCGUUCAUCAGAUAAGCGGAUUGCAUGUGAUGAGGAGUUUUCAGAUUCUGAGGAUGAGGGAGAAGGUGGCAGAAGAAAUGUGAGCAAUUUCAAAAAAGCAAAACGUGUCAAAACAGAGGAGGAGAAAGAUGUAGAAGACAAAAAAGGUAACUAUCUAUUUCUGCAUCUCGGUCACAGGUCCAUCACUGUAAUCCCUUUUAGUCCUGGCCAAUUAUCCUUGUUAGUGUAAAGGUUACCUUUCAGGGUACAUACAACCUGUGCUCCUAUUUUUGUUGUGUUUGCAGAUUUUCUAGCAAAUGUAUAGUAACCACUGUAGGAUUUGCAGUCGACUUUAAUAUGCGUGGACAUGAUGCAAAAGCGGUGCUAUGAAAGGGAAUGAAAUUGGUGUUGAAAAGAACCUUGAAAUGGCGCAGUGAAACAUUCUUCAAUAAGGAUGACACAUGAGGCAGUGCCACAGAAUACAUACAUAAGUAGGGUCACUGAGAGACCAUAAACUGAGUGGUCGUACCUCAGUGGAAAUAAACACUGACUUAUUUUUUUAUUAUUAUUUAUUUUUUCUCCAAGAUAUGAUGAGAAAAAAACAAACUAUAAUUUACACACAAAUUAGAUGAUACCACAGUCACACUGUAGCGAGAGCAAUUGAUGUUGAGCAAAAUGUGUAUUGGAGGAAGUCUCACUUGAUUCCAAAUUUAUUUUUGUUUGUACCUAUAAGUGAUAUAACGAUAUUUCAAUUAAAUGAUAAUGGAACUCAUUUGCUAUUUGAGUGACUGAUUGCAGGGACACAGCACAGUCUGGUUUUCUUCUAAUAAACUAUACUUUUUUUUUCAGAUGGUAAAGAGGAGGAGAAGCUUAAGGAUGAGAAGACUGAGGCCAAACGGUAAUAAAAUAAAAUGUGCUUUUUGGUUCCCAGUGUUGAACUUGCAAGCUGGAUAUGUUUUGUUUUUCCUGUGGUUCAUGACACCAUUGCUGACAAGACCAUCUUUCCUCAAAUCAUCCUACAGGGUAAAAGAAGAGACCAAAUCAGCCUGAUGCCCCCUUUCUCUCUUUUUUUUUUUUGUGAAAGUAUUCCCACGACCAGGUGCUCCUCAUGGUUUUAUAUUUUAUAUAUUAUUUGUACAGAAACUCUUAUAUAAAAUAUAAAGACCCGGACCGGCUAAAUUAUUUCUCUCCAAGAGGCUGCAGGAGGAGGGACGAAUAAAGAUUGAUAAUACUAGAAGGAGAUUUUUAUUUUUUAUUUCUGGUUUUGUUUUUAUUAGUGGGUGGGAGAGGGGGACUGUUAUAUCCUGCAAAUCUUGCUCUCCAAUAGAAGUUUCCCUGCUUCGCCACUUUUUAAUACGAGUAUAUUCAAACACCUUUUAAUUUGGCCACUUCUUAAUGUGCCUCUGUAACAAACUGUGGUACAAUUUAUUUAUGGGUAUAUCCCUACCUGCCCGGUGAAAAACACACUCCUGGUGUUCAGACAGCUCUGCUUUCAUAGAUGGGAGGAAUAAAUACAUCUUGUGCUCAGGAUCCAGGCGGUCAGAGGGAGGGGGGACUUGGCCGUCUUCCAUUUGGGGGAUAACCAUAUCCUCGCAGGUUAGGGGGAAUGCAGGUCCCCAUUCCCCAUAACCUUUCAGGGAUUCCCUAUUGGGGUGAUGCUGCUAACUCCUCACAUGUCAUGAAACAGAUGUAAACAAUGAGAGGAGGUGUGGAAGUCUGUUCAGCAGUUUCGUCAUGGGGUGGGGGAUGCAAUUUUGAUUUCUACAUAUCUUACAAGGGGAGUGAAAGGAUUUGUUGAGGGAUAAAGAGGUAGGGUUUUUAUGUCCAUGAUAUAUUUUUUUGGCGGGGUGGGGGGGAUGGUUUUCCUUGAUGGUUCAUUUGUGUAGCAGCUUUGUAAUAAAAAGUUAUACAACAGACAUUGUGCUUAAAUUAACCAAUUAUAAUGUGUAGUAUUGUACUGCAAUAAUGUUAAUGUGUUAAUUGUGUACACAUGUACUUUCAGACCUCAAGAAUAAUAGGGACAGUAUUUAAUAUAUAUCAAGUAAAGCAGUAAAUAGGAGUCUAAGUUCAUGGUUGGCUUUUAAAAGAUGUGUGCCAAGAUCAACCCAAGUUGACAUUUUGCUGCACUCAUAAUAUCGGAUUGCCUAACCAAGACUGUAAAGCGUAAGUGUGUGCGUAUAAUACAUACCACCUGUUCUUCACUAUACAGGAAGAUCCAACGUCUUACAGUUGUUACAUCUAUACAUCUGUGCUUUGUGACCUUUUUGCUUCCCCUCUUUUUUUAAAGUAGGCAGCUACAGUGAAAAACAUUGACCUACAUCCAUCAAAACUCUUUGUAUGUGCAUGGUUUCUGUGUGUACUCAAUAUAGUCAUUUAUCUGACUAGUAAAACAAGUGUUUGUGUAAGCUAGAGCUAUUUUGGAAUUUUUGGUUGUCUGCAGUUUCCUAAACUGAACUAUUUUUUUUCCUAACAUUUAAAAGAAAAAUCUGUAGCUGCAGUCAGGUCCUGUUGCUAUUCCGUGUCACUUUACUUUUCAAAUAUUACUGCUUGCAUAUUUCAAGUUGCUCUAGAACAAAAUAUUUUCCAGCAAGGAAUACUAUUUCUUAAUCUCUCAUGUUUUGGUAGUAUUUAUACCUCAAAGUAACUAUUAAGUCUGAUGUAAGACAUUCCACCAUUUGGCUGUGCAUUUAAUUUUUCACAAUCCCUUUCAAAAACAAUUUACAUUGUCACGGAGGAUGUAGAAGGUGGACAGGCCAUCACUCUAUGGUAAGGUUCCACACAGACAUGCUAGUGCUACUCCUAGCAAUUUAUAACAUGGUUAAUAAACCCUUCUUGGUAAGUUUUUAAAUAUUUACAAAGUAAGGCUUGUCCGUCCAUUAUCUAUUAUAUUGAUAUAGUCAGAAUUCAUGUUCCUUUGCUGUUUUGCAUGUGUCUACAGUUUCAUUUACUUACAAUAAGAGAACAUCUGCAAUUGAUACGGCAUAAAAAGAAGUGGGGUCGUGUGUAUACUAGCCACGUCUUUAUGGGCAGUCUUGUCAUGUGUAGACUGAUAUUCGUUAUACAUUGUUAUGAACUAAAAGGAGCAAAACCUUUUCUUUUCUAUUUAAGAAAUGGCACCAAACGUGUGAGUUUGCAUAGGGUUCUCCUCGUCACAUUGUGUGCUCCAUUUUGUCAUUACUUGUGUUUUUAUUAAACACUGUACAAUGUUGUGCAAUAGCUUGGCCCUUCAUAAAUAAAAUGAUAUACCAUUCCUGCAACCCUAUUCCCUCCUUACUUGCACCAACACACAAUCAUAUUUUAUAUUUCAGUCCCCUCCUGACCAUAUCUACUUCUUUAUGCCCACAGUCAGGCUCCCUUGAUUUGGUGAUAUUAUGUAUCAGGAAUGUUUUUUUUUUUUUUUUUUUUUUUAAUACCAGUCAGAGAUCUGGUUGUGCCCAGUCUUUGAUGUGUGUGGACCUACUAAAAGAGCUGGGUUAAGAACAUGUAUGUCAACACAAACCUUUGAGGAAACCAUGACCAAUGUGAAAAUGAAUAUCCACUCCUCCACAAUAAGUCUAAGCAGAGUGCUAGAAGUUAUGUUCUCAUUGCUCUGGACGACACAGCAGCACCUAUAUUAUUGAGGGCAAACCUAUUCAACAAAAGGCAAGCAGGAGCCUCUCUGCUUCUGCACAAGGCUGUGGUUUGCCAUGUUUUGUGUAAUGUGGGGGAAGGCAACUGCCUUAAGGCACACUGGCAGGUGGCACAGUAUCUAAAGAAAAUGCUGCCCCCAUCAAAAUUUAAUAUAUUUUUUUUUUUUUUUAAAAACUAAAAGUCCCUGUUGGUCAGCUGGUGAAGUACAUAUUAAUUGCUUGUGAUUUCAGCAUAGAAUUAAGGAGUUAGCAAAGUCAUUGGGCAUUCCAGGCUGUGCUUUGUCCAGAAAGAGUGGUUAAUGUGGUCUGCGCCGGGUGGAGAAUCACAAAGACCACUGUAACGGCAAGGAUUUAUUAUCAACUUCAGUGGAUUUUAUUAAUGCUGUUAAAAUAAACACCCAACACACCCCUCAAACAGAGCGUAACUUUAUGUUUAAUUGCAGCAUUGGCACUUAAAAAUAAAAACGGUUUCCAGUUGCAGUUUGGGUGCUCAGGAGCAAAAAGAUUCACUAUCAUUGACUUAUCUGUUUUAUAGAGCUCAAAUUAAAAAAAAAAAUUACAAUUUUGUUUUGAUUUCCAUGAAUAAUUAUAUUUCAAAUACAAAAUGUUUUCUAGAACUUUCCCAUGGAUCAUGUGUGGAGUUUUAUAAAUACAAAUAAAGCCUGAGAUCUAAUCACUAUCUGUUAAAUCCACCAGAUGGCAGUACUGUUUCUGAGAUUAUUUAAAGGCAACUUGUACUGUGCGUACAUGUAAAGGUUUUUGAAUGCUUUACAUAGUUGUAUUUACAUUUAAAGCCAGUAUACUAACCAAAUAUUAUGGGAAAAAUGUAGCCAUGUUUGAAAUUCUUUUAGCAAUUUUUCACAAUACACAUACUAAUGGAAAACACAUUUGCAUAGAUAUGUGUUUUGGUAUUUUUGUGGUGAAAUUUUCAUCUGUAUCUGGCUAUAGUUUGAAUGUAAUCCAUAAUUCAGCCUUCAUUUGCUAUAUAAAGUUUGAAUUUUUGUUAUUUACAUCACUUUGAGACACAAGUGACAGAAUAAUGAUUUCUACCAUUGAUCAGUCUAAAUGUUUAAUGUUUAGCAUAUUCUUAUGUAGGUAAUACGAAGUUGUAUUUUGGUUCUUUUUUUUUUAAUGUAAACUUUAGGAGUGUUUCCUACUCUCCAAUAAGACGGUUUAUCUUGUAUGUAGAAAAGUGCCAGGAAUUAAAUUCCAUUUUAUACUUGAAUAAAUACAAUUACUUUUAAUCUUA
Pelobates cultripes (western spadefoot toad) is the source of this 15451-nucleotide messenger RNA. The record is from the annotation of a GenBank genome assembly. NCBI's taxonomy places the organism in Eukaryota, Metazoa, Chordata, Amphibia, Anura, Pelobatidae.